AUGAAACAUUUUUUUCAGACUUCCUAUGCCCCUGCGGAGACCCUUGGUUCUCUGGGAACUCAGCCUAACUGCGCCCCCCUGUGGGGCGGUGUAGCCCGGCCUGGUCCCCCAGAGGCCGUCUAUGUGGAGAGGCCUCCUUUUCCCCCAGUGUCUUCUCCACACUUCUUCUGGGCCCCCAGCCCCCACGGAUUCUUCUGGGCCCCACAGUCCAUUCCCUGGGUAUCUCUUGGGGCUGUUCCUCCCACGCAGCCAGCCUCCACCCCGGCUCCCCCGGCCUCCGCCCCGGCUCCCCCAGCCUCCGCCCUGGCUCCCCCAGCCUCCACCCCGGUGCCCCUGGCCUCCACCUCAGUUCCCUUGGCCUCUAUCCUCACCCCCGCUGCCGCCCUCCAGGGCCCACCCACCCCUGAGCCAAGCAGCUCUGUGCAGCCCAAGAGACUGGGCCCCAAGCCUCGCAGGGCCCGGCGAGAAGCUACUGAGCGAGUCACCACAGCUGGUGAGAGUCCUGGCCCGCAGCUCAGGGGCGCUCUGGGCCAGGUAGUGACAGCCCGGCUGUUCCCUGACAGCCUGGAAGACACGCCCCCUUGCCUGGAGGGCCCACCUCUAGCCAAGGCUAAACCUCAGAAAGCCAAGGCCAUACACCCCAAAACCACUGUUAUGCCUCCUCACUCAGAGGUCAUGCCCCCUCUGUCAGAAUCACAGUGUCAAUCUAAAGCCAAGGCUGUGUCACCCCCAGCGGGGUCAGUGCUUUGGAAGAGCAAAGCCACUGCUUCCCCUGAAGCGGGGUAUGGGCAGCCCAAGGCCCCACCCCCUCCAGCUGCGGAGGCGUCCGCGGUGGCGGUGACCACGCCCCCUCCGGCUGCUGGCCACGCCCCCUCGGAGGACGUGCUCUCCCAGGCCACCCGACUUCUGGAGGCUGCUGAAGACUCUGAUGGCAGCGAGUUCCAGGACGACCCUGUGCUGCAGGUGCUAAGGGCCCAGAGGGCAGAGCUGCGUCAGGAGAAAAGGAAAGUGGAUGCCCGAUUAUCCUUCCUGUUGAACCCUGUGGAAGACCCGGGAUCUCGGUCCCCUCCAGCCAGGUCGCCUCCUAGGUCCCCAAGGAGGCUGCUGCGAAGGGAAGGAGACUCCCUGGAGGCCAGACGACUUUGAAUUGUAUAAACUCUCUUUUAUCCGAUGAAACAUUUUUUUCAGGUUGCAGGUUAUCUCUGAGAAAAGUGCUGUUCUGGAAAGGCCAAGGGUCAUGCCAAUUUAAGGAAUGCCUCCCCUCCCCACUGUGG
Propithecus coquereli (Coquerel's sifaka) is the source of this 1274-nucleotide messenger RNA. Its product is annotated as proline and serine-rich protein 3-like. Bases 1 to 1146 code for a protein of 381 amino acids. NCBI's taxonomy places the organism in Eukaryota, Metazoa, Chordata, Mammalia, Primates, Indriidae. The transcript is spliced from 4 exons. The record is from RefSeq and is a predicted model, not a curated record.